AUGAAAAGCAGCAGCACUGAAACAAUCGAGAAUGACUCCUCAAAAAGUGCCGAAACUAGGGACAAGAAUAUGGACAAUGAGGUAUUAAAGUUUGGAUCAGUGGAAAACACGAUUGUCAAUGAUAGCUCCUCAGAUGGGUUGAUGUCUCUGGAAAGUCCAGUAGUUGACGCCAGUGAACUACCUGAUGAAGAGCUAUCACCUGAAAAGGACGAAGAAGAUGAAGUGCAAUCAUCGCAGCCGCCCGUGACCGAUGCUGACAACGGAGCGAAAACCGACACCACUAGCGCCGACAAAAUCGAGGACGAAGACAAAAUCGAGGAAGACGACAAAAUCGAGGACGAAGACAAAAUUGAGGACGACCAGACCAGAGAGGGUAAAAACGAGAAGAAAGAGACAAAAGAAGACCAGGGCGGUUCAUCAAUUUCUACUGGAAUGAUAAUCGGAUUCUGCAUCAUCGGUUUUCUAAUCACUGGACUAAUUAUUAUUUUUUGUCUUCGACUGUGGUGCGUGAAGAAGGCUGAACGGGAUACCUACUGA
Symsagittifera roscoffensis is the source of this 537-nucleotide messenger RNA. RefSeq names its product acidic leucine-rich nuclear phosphoprotein 32 family member B-like. NCBI's taxonomy places the organism in Eukaryota, Metazoa, Xenacoelomorpha, Acoela, Convolutidae. The record is from RefSeq and is a predicted model, not a curated record. The coding region runs from base 1 to 537 and encodes 178 amino acids. The transcript is spliced from 2 exons.